AUGGAUCGGGCAGGUAGACUGGCGAAGCAUGUUAGUGUGGCCUUUUUCAGCAUUCCGGGGAACAUCUUUCACUUUAGUUGCUUAGAUGCGCCGUUGAUCAACAUUUUGGUGUUGAAAAUAGAAAGGUGUUCACGAGGAUCAGUUGUCCUGUCAUACGAGUCAAAGACUAGAGUCAUGAGGUUGUUGAGGAUUGUCAUCGCGGUUAGAGCCUCGGAGAAAGGCUGGAACAUAGUGACUGUUGUGCUUGCAUGUCCUGGUUCUGUUGGUGGAGCUCUUCCAUCCCGACCAUCUGGGCUUGCAUCACUUGCAUAUGUGGCUGCAGUUGGGUCAUCAACGCGUUCAUGGAUACAAGAAGAUUGGAAGCCAAAAGUUGGUAUGGUUUUUGACAGUGUUGAGGAGGCUUGGAAGUUUUGGGUCGAAUAUGGGAGAAGAGUUGGGUUUGGAGUGAGAAAACAAUAUGUUCACAACAACAAAGAUGGUUAUCCUACUUCUUCCAGGUUUGUUUGCUGCAAAGAAGGCUUGAGAAGGCCAGACAAACGAGACUAUAAAACGACUCAUCCAAGAUCGGAGACAAGAACAAAUUGUGAAGCACGGUUAGGGCUUAAAAGUAUGUGUGAAAAAUUAAUCGUGCAUGAUUUUGUGGAGGAACAUAAUCAUAUUUUUCAUCUACAAGAAACAACUCAUAUGUUGCCAUGCAACCGGAAAGUUUCAGAAGUUCAGUGCUAUCAAAUUGAUUUUGCAGAUGAUGCUUGUCUACAACAAAGAAAGUCAUUUGAAUUGAUGAGCAAACAAGUGGGAGGUAGAACAAAUUUGGGGUAUACGCGACUUGAUCAGAAGAACUAUCUUAGAAAAAGAAGGCAAAGGAGUUGGGUAGAUGGGGAAGCCGGUUAUAUAUUGCAGUAUUUUCAAAGCAAAUUGGUUGAAAAUCCAACUUUCUACCAUGCUUAUCAGUUAGAUGUUGAAGAUCAAGUCACCAAUGUAUUCUGGGUAGAUGCAAGGAUGCUUAUUGAUUAUGAGUAUUUUGGCGACGUCGUUUCUCUUGAUUCCACAUACUGCACAAACAACUCGCAUAGACCACUAGCAGUGUUCUCAGGAUUUAACCACCAUCGGAAAGCAAUCAUCUUUGGGGCCGCAUUGUUAUAUGAUGAGACAACUGAGUCAUACAAGUGGCUAUUUGAGACAUUUCUAGAGGCACAUAAGCAAAAAAAACCUCAGACAGUUUUUACUGAUCAAGACCAAGCAAUGGGGAAAGCACUAGUUGAAGUCCUUCCUGAAACUUUCCAUGGCCUAUGUACCCAUGGCACUUGA
Messenger RNA from Lotus japonicus, 1308 nucleotides. Its product is annotated as protein FAR1-RELATED SEQUENCE 5-like. The coding region runs from base 1 to 1308 and encodes 435 amino acids. The record is from RefSeq and is a predicted model, not a curated record. Lineage: Eukaryota; Viridiplantae; Streptophyta; Magnoliopsida; Fabales; Fabaceae. The transcript is spliced from 3 exons.